AUCUAUAUUAAUGUAGAAUUUUACCGUUUACUAUGAAGUGAUUUUUGUGAUCCCUUAAAUGUCAUAACUUGAUUUAAUGUGGCCACUCAUCUACAUUAUAUUUGGAGGUGAAUCAUUCAUUUUAUUGAGUAAUUAAGUUAACUCUGUUUUGUGUGUUGAUUUUUUUAAAUUCUUUACAUCUAAUGACAUUAUAAUCCCCGCCCACCAGCUUUUGUCCUGCCUUCCCUGUUUAACUUCAGGCCCCCUCCUCCCUCCUCCGUGCUUCAGUCUGAACUCUGGAGUCUCAGUGUGACAGAAGACAUUUGACCUAAGAGACACCACUCUGGGAAUGGGAUCACAAACCAGGAGCAGGACAAACUUUUCCUUCCUUUGCCUUUCUUUACCCAGAAGACAUCUCUUCAUCCAGAGGCGAUAGACACAGAAAACCAAAGAAGAAGAAAACCACACAUGGGAUAGAGCAGGAGAAAAAUGUUUUUUUAAUUGUGUUUUCUUUGAUCUGCUUCAGAGUGAUGUGCUGGGAUCCUGUAAACUAGUCCACACAGGUUGGACAUCUCAGAAUAAAGCAGCGGAAGUCUUUUGUGUGAAAAGCAGUGAUUUCCAAAGGUGUGUCUCUGGGGUCCUGGUGGUGCAUGGCGCUGAAAGGUGGAGGAAAAAAAGACACAACACAGUUCUGCUGCUUUCCAUCUGAGGUGCAAUGGCAAAGUGGUUCAAGGAGUUCCCUAUCAUCAAUCUGAAGAAUGGUACUGACAGGAUCCGCUCAGCCUCAGAGUCAGGAUCUCAGCCCAGGGCUGCUAAUAAAGGCAGCCUGCUGGUGGCCAGCAUUGGCACCAAAUCCACAGGAUCCAAAACCAGCAAUCGUAAGAAUUCUUCCACGGACGGAACAGUUGGAGGAGUCGGGUCACUGCUGUCAGGACGGAACCGAAAGAACUCGGCCGCAGAGGGGAGCAAGAGCGGUGGAGCUUCCCCCAAGGAUGGGAAAGUUUGGGACAAUCUUCUCUCCGGGAAGAGUAGAAAGAACUCCAAGGUGGAUCCACCGGUGUUUGAAGAACAACCCAGGACGGUGAAGAACUCCCCACCUGCCAGUGCCUACAUCAACAGGCUGAUCAGACUGGACAAACAGGACAAGAACUUCAACAGUGGUACCAUCAGCAACACAGCGAUACCUGAAGCAGAGAAACCUGCGGCCCAGUGCAAAACAGAAACACAGCUGAUCAUUCUGGAGGACUACGCUGAUCCAUUUGACGCUCAGAAGACCAGAGAGCAGAGGGAGGCAGAGAGGGUCGGUGAGAACGACGGCUACAUGGAGCCUUACGACGCCCAGCAGAUGAUAACAGAAAUCAGACGCCGCGGCUCCAAAGACUUGCUGAGGGUCAGCGUGUUGACAGAGGGCAGUGAAGUGACGGAGGAAGUCCCGCCUUCUCCGUUACAGAUCUAUGACGUCCCGUACGAGGGCAGCGGAGACGCUGACAAGACAACGGUCACACGUCCAGAGCUUGACCCUCGUCCGUCCAUGGAGUACGAGCUGCCGUGGGAGUGGAAGAAGGAGCUCAUCGUCAGAACUCUGUCUGCACAGUUCGACUGCCCUGAACGCCCGACCAAAGAUGAGAUGCCCUACUUGACUCUCACCCGGCAGCCUCAGCAUCCGCCAACGCAGCAACAGCAACAGCAGCAGCAGCAGCAGCAGCAGCAGCACCAGCAUCAGAGACAGAAAAGCUGGACCCAGAAGAUCCUGAGAUCCUCUCUCCCAUCCCUGUCCCUGUCCUCGUCCACAGGGGGCAGCACCGACUCGGACCCCUGCUGUGUGGACCCGUCCCUGCCUCUGGAGAAACAGAGUUGGUACCACGGCUGUGUGACGCGUCAGGAGGCAGAGUUCCAGCUGCAGUCCUGCAAAGAAGCCAGCUUCCUGGUCCGAAACAGUGAAUCCGACCACAGCAAGUACUCUAUCGCCCUCAAGACCAGUCAAGGCUGCGUUCACAUCAUCGUGGCUCAGACCAAAGAAAACGGCUACACCCUGGACCAGAGCAGCUGCGUGUUCCCCAGCAUCCCAGAGGUGGUGCACCAUUACUGCACUCAGCGUCUGCCUUUCAACGGCGCUGAGCACAUGACGCUGCUGCACCCAGUGUCUCGCAUCCACUGACCUCACCCCACCCCACCUCACCCCAGCCCUGCUCUCAUUAGAUAUACAAAACAAACACACCUUUGGGCCUACUCCAGAAGACUCCAGAAUAACCAGCCGCCUCCUCGCACCUCACACAACUGAACCCUGUCUUUUAUUUCUUAUACUCCCUAUGUUUGAAAAAUCU
This is a messenger RNA of Cynoglossus semilaevis (tongue sole), 2303 nucleotides long. It is a transcript of the gene she, whose product is annotated as Src homology 2 domain containing E. Bases 695 to 2137 code for a protein of 480 amino acids. Lineage: Eukaryota; Metazoa; Chordata; Actinopteri; Pleuronectiformes; Cynoglossidae. The transcript has 6 exons. Gene Ontology annotation, molecular function: phosphotyrosine residue binding. The record is from RefSeq and is a predicted model, not a curated record.